AUGGGCUGUCCUCAUAGCUCUCAACGUUGCAGCUCUUCAGCUGUGCUUCCCCUUUGCUGGGAGCACUUCAGGAGGGAACAGCAAACCUCUUGUCUGGCAAAAGGGCAAGUCUAUUGGGACACAACCUUCAAGAAUUCCUGCGGCACCUUAACAACUGAAGAGCGUGCCAUAAUUCCUUAGUCUUCUGCCAUAAUUAUUACUUUCAGUGUCUCUAGACUGUUUCUUAGCCUCUGGUCUCCAUUCACCAUGAUCUGGAAGAAUCUAUUUGUGGAAUGCCUUCUAAUCACAGCCAAUGCACUGUUCAGCUGUGGGGAAAUGCUGAAUAAUGGGAGCAAAGCCAAGACAGACCAACAACUAAACUCCUUGCUGCUUCUUUCCAACCAUCCUUUCACCUCUCCUCCACACAGUAAGGUAGAAGCUUCCUCCACACCGUUUGUUCGUGGAAUUGCACAACUGGCUGACCAAGAAGCAUAUUCAAUGCAGAAAGAAAAAGCGAUAACAGCCAAACCAAUGCCAUCAUCAUCCAACCAAACUAUAGACCACACACAGGCAAAAGCAACGGUCAAUCCCAUGAGGAUAAGUGCAAAAUCAACUGGUCAGCAUACAGUAUACACAGUGGUAAAAACUACAGUUGUUGCCAGGGGAUCAGGAAGGCAAACUGAGCCAUUAUGGGAUCAGAUCAGAAGUCAUACAGACAAUAGGAAAACAUUAGCUACUGAGAUGACAACUCUGCAGACUGACUCUCCAAAAACUCAGAAGACUGCAACUCUUAUCCGACCGGUAAUUAUGGCAAAUACAAAUAAGACGGUGUCUGAAACAGGUCACAUCCACAUCGCACAACCAGCAACUAAAGGAACAAGGGGUGCUGCCCACAAGAACAUAGCAUCCGUUGUUUCCACUGCUCCAAAGCCUACAACUCCAGUUGGGCCAACUCUUGCUCCUAAGCUCUCUCCAGCUGCAACUGGGACAUAUCGGGUUCCUAAUGGAACUGCAGCUUGCAUCAAAGCAUUGAUGGGCUUGACCCUGAUUGCUAAAAACAGAAAUGCAAACCAUAUGGAAUAUUUCAACAUCGAUCCAAAUGCCACACAAACAACUGGAAUAUGUGGAGCUUUGCUAUCAGUACUGAAAAUUUCUUUCCAAGGAGGUUUCAUUAGCUUUACCUUUCGCAAGACUGGAGAGGAAUAUUAUGUCAGUUUGAUUGAAGCCACUUUAACAGUACCUUCUGAAGGUGUGCCGUAUGUUGGAAUGAAAAGUGAUAAGCUUUUCUCCGUUCAAGUGGGGAAUUGCUUUAAAUGUACCAGCCCACAAACUUUGGACAUGUCUGAGGAUCUUCAGCUACUGGUUGCUAAUUCUCAGCUUCAAGCCUUCGAUUAUAUUGGUGACACGUUUGGGACAGCGGAAAUGUGUGCCCUUGACAGAAACAAGAAACUGAUACCAAUCACUGUGAGCCUCAGUCUUGUCGGAUUAUUUAUCAUUGUGCUUGUCACCUGCGUGAUCUACAGAAGAAAACCAAUCAGUGGAUAUGAGAGUAUCUGAAAAUCUGAACACUGGUUUUACUGCAGGAUGUGGACAAUAUGAAUUAUGAUGAAUGGAAGAUUCUGCUUGUUUGGCAAUGGCUGACACUAUUAUAAGAUACAUUAAUUAUGUUGCAUACCUGAAUUUGUUUCUGCACAUAUAUUUGAAAAAUGAAUGUAUUUUGUCAUUAUUUCUACUGGUAUCCUGCUUUUUGCUUAGUACUCAACAGUUACUAAUUUAAAAUAUCUUUAGCCUGUUACAGACUUAAGGGCACUUUUUUAGUUAAUCAAAAAUUCACUGCUAUUUUAUUGGGAUUUUAAAUAGCAUAAUUUCAAUAAAUAUACUUACAGAAUUGGUGAAUAGGAGCUAUUAUUUGCUAUUAAGAAGGCUUCUGUUGCAACUCAGGGUAGUUUUCACCUUGCUCAAGACACCAACUCACACCAAGGCUGUAGGUUUUGCAGUUUAUUGAGAAAAAGCAAAAUCAAAACAGAGAAAUAGAAAUGCAAAGUUCCAUAGGCAAAACAGAGUCUUAAAUGUAAAGGCAGAGUUCCCAAGAUUCAAAAGCAAAACCAUGAAGCAUAAUCCCUAAGCAAUGGUCAAACAAGAGUCCAUGGUAAACAGGUACAAAUAGGAACAAGAUCCAAGUCUCAAGAAGCCAGAGGCGUGCUGCCAAAAGCCAAGGUAAAUCCACAGAAGUUAACAUAGGAAGAGUAACGUUGGACUGACAGGGAUUGCCUGUCGGCUGCAUCAUUAAAUAGUUUUCCCAAACAUAAAAGCAUUGUGUUGACCUUUGGCUUCACGCCUGUUGGCCAGACGUGAACGUCUACGGACUCUUAAUUGCAAACGAUCUUGUCUAGUCAUUAAUUCAGUCUUAUCAUCAAGGCUAAGCAACUCAUUAUCUCCGGCC
Molecule: messenger RNA, 2422 nt
Organism: Anolis sagrei ordinatus
Lineage: Eukaryota; Metazoa; Chordata; Lepidosauria; Squamata; Anolidae
Gene: LAMP3
Product: lysosomal associated membrane protein 3
Biological process (GO): establishment of protein localization to organelle
Cellular component (GO): plasma membrane; late endosome membrane; lysosomal membrane
Source: RefSeq, a predicted model, not a curated record